Messenger RNA from Arvicanthis niloticus (Nile rat), 1202 nucleotides. The record is from RefSeq and is a predicted model, not a curated record. NCBI's taxonomy places the organism in Eukaryota, Metazoa, Chordata, Mammalia, Rodentia, Muridae.
AUGGUUCAACUUUGUAGCCCCAAACCUCACUGUGGAGUUCUAGAAGCCAACAGUACCUAUUGGACUUUGGGCAUCUUAACGUGGACAUCCCAUAAACUCUCCAAGGGUCCCAUUGACUUUGUUACCUCAAUAAUUGCUCACAUCUCCCCACUGCCCUCUGCUGGCCAGAGCACCAAAUCGCUCAGAUUCCUGCUGACAAUUCUGCUCCCUUCCAAACCUCCCCCAAGCCAAAAGGAUAGUUCUCCAAGAAGAAACCUGACACCAGGCACCAUGUGUGAUGAGUCCAAGCCCGGUGGAGCAGCUGAUAUGAUGGAGAACCAAGACAUUCUGAUAGAGAACCCAGGGAUUUUCCUACUGAUAACAGCAGAAGCAAUGAUAGUGGCAAGAGUCAAAGCUGAAAGGAGGCAGUGUAGUCUCCUAGGAGCCGUGCGGGGCCAGCGAAGUCUGCUGCUGGGCCCAGCUCGCCUCUGCCUGCGUCUCCUUCUGCUCCUGGGCUACUGGCGUCGAUGCCCACCUCUGCUCCGGGGCCUGAUACAGCGCUGGCGUUAUGGCAAGGUUUGCCUGAGCUCCAUGCUCUACAAUUCCUUUGUGGGCAAUGACACUGCCGUUGAUGCUGCCUUUGAGCCUAUCUACUGUCUGGUGGACAAUGUGGUCCGCUGGUUCGGAGUGGGCAGGAAUGACACUGCUACUGUCUCCAUCUGUAAGAAGUACAUUUACCCCAAGCCAGCCCGAACACACCACUGCAGCAUCUGUAAUAGCUACAGAAGUUGGAACCUUUUCCGGGAGGCUUAUGCUGCCAUCGAGACACACCACCAAACUCCACUACCUACCUUCUCCUUUCGAGAGAGGAUACCUGACAAGAGUCUUGUCUACCUCUGGUUCCUGUGCAGUUCUGUGGCCCUGGCCCUGGGUGCCCUAACCAUGUGGCACGCUGUUCUCAUCAGUCGGGGUGAGGCUAGCAUCGAAAGGCAUAACAACAAGAAGGAGAGACGCCCGUUACACGCCAAGGGCAGGAAGCCUUACAACUACGGCUGCUUGGACAACUGGAAGGUGUUCCUAGGUGUGGACACAGGAAGGCAUUGGCUGACCCGGGUGCUGUUACCUUCUAGUGACCUACCCCAUGGGAAUGGGAUGAGCUGGGACCCUCCUCCCUGGGUGACUGCUCACUCAGCCUCUGUGAUGGCCGUGUAAGCCACAACAGU